This is a messenger RNA of Salmo salar (Atlantic salmon), 2316 nucleotides long. NCBI's taxonomy places the organism in Eukaryota, Metazoa, Chordata, Actinopteri, Salmoniformes, Salmonidae. The record is from RefSeq and is a predicted model, not a curated record.
AAUUGGCCCAGCGUCGUUUGCGCUGGUGUGCACACAGCGUUUAGCCGGGGUAGGCAGUCAUUGUAAAUAAGAGUUUGUUCUUAACUGACUUGGUUAGUUAAAUACAGGUUACAUUUUAAUAAAACAAUGUUAUUGUAAAGGCACACAACUGAGAGAGAACACUAUGGAACAAAUGUCACGACCAACCAUUCCCAAACCACCCACAAAAAAAGUACUCAAACGUUAGGACAGUGUAGCCUAGUAGGUAUUGCACCUUGACACAUGAGACAGGUCAGCAAAUCAACAGCAACUUCAAUCAAAAGAUCUGAUGGACAUUUCAAUUCAGUCAUAUUUCUCAAUGACUCAGAGUCAUUGUGGCGCUAAAGAUAUGCACGUCUCCGCAGUUUAGCUCGUGCAAGGAACAGGCGCUGGAUUUGCCGGUUCCUUUUUCCUGGAAUCGGUGUUGCUGAAGUAUCAGAUAGUUGCCCUGUCCUCAGCGUUUGUUUUGGUUGUCAGCUGAAAGAAAGAUGUCUGCAACGGAGGACGACAGUGAGUUGCGGGGUCUUUUGAUCCAAACCUUAGAAAACAAUGGGGUGUUGAAUAAACUAAAGGCAGAAAUGCGCGCUGCUGUCUUCCUGGCCAUGGAUGAACAAGCUAGAGUGGAGAAUAAAACUCCACUUGUCAAUGAAAACUUGAAGAAAUGUCUUAAUACACAGGAUGGAUGCCUGGUGGCCAGCCUUAUCAUAGACUUCCUGCAGGUGUUCCACAUAGACUUCACGCUUGCUGUCUUCCAGCCAGAGAUCAACUCACUAAAUGGCCUGGGCAGCCGUGAGCAGGUGUCCCGUGAUCUGGGUAUCACUGAGACCGAUAUGAAUAGGACCACUCCUCUGCUGCUUGAGCUUGUCAAGAGAGGCAGACACAGGGAGAAGGCCUCCAUCUUCUCAGCGGAACUAUCCCCCAGGCAAAUAGCAGAUGCUCGGCAGAAGUUUGACAGUUAUGACAAGGACAGAACUGAUGGGAUAUGCAAAGAGGAUUUGGAAGCUCUGUUGGGAGAUGUUUUUCCCAACUUCAACAAGAACAUGCUGGAGAGGUUCGUCACCGAUGAGCUCCGAGCUGGAGACAAAGCCUCCACUAGUGACUUCCAAGAGUUUCUGGGCUUGUACAAGCGCUUCUUCAGUCAGUGUCGAAGUGUGAUCACCCAUGACACCAGUGAUGUCAUUCACAAUCCCAGUCGAUAUGUUGAGAAGAUGAGCCCUUCACCGGCGAGUAAGAUCCCCAGGUUUAAAGGACAUAAGAACAGUGCACAGGAGGAGAAGGCUGGCACCAAGGGCGAGAAGGUCAGCCACAGUGACACCAGUCUGAACUUCGUCUCUCUAAAGGGUAAAGGUCAGGGUCAUUUGGUGUCGAGGCACAGUGAGACGUCCGGGAGCAACGGCAACGCCCCCGUGGCGAGCCAGAAGAAGCGUCUUGAGGUGGAGGAGGACGCAGACGAGGGCGACUCGUUCUUUGACGACCCUCUGCCUAAACCACAGAAAACCUAUGGCUGUAGUGUCCCCCUGACUAAGAGUAAGUCAGGGCCCAGUCUGUCUAACAAGAAAAACAGUCAGAAAGACUUCGUCCACUCUCUGAGGGAGGAGAGCCUCUCAGGGCGCUCCUUUACUCCAAUGAGGAGGGACGCUAGCCUCAAUGAGAGAGCAGCAGGUUUGGACAGGGAAGUGGGCAGCAGCACCCUGGCCUCCCUUUUGGACCCGGCCACCCAGUGGAAUGCUGCUGGUGGGUGGUCCCACUCAGGAGAAUCCCACCACAGAGACCUCUCAGGCAGCAGGAACGAUGAUGACGUUGACUAUGAUGAUGACUUUAACAGCCAUCGAUCAGAUAUCUCUAAGAGUGAGGUGAGCAUUGGAGAAGAGAUCGAGGAGGUUUCCGUCAAGGGACCUGACAACAGCAAUAAGUUUGAUGAGAUCACUCAGGACCUCAGUGUAUCUCAGCUCAGCCAGACUCAAGGAGCUGACUAGAUGGAGGAGGUGGCAUGACAGUCCAUCAGCCUUACACCACACAGGCCAUUUCUACUAUGUUAACUAUUAUUUAUGUUGUGUGUACCAGAUGAGGCUGGUGGGAGGAGCUAUGUGAGGAUGGGCUCAUUGUAAUGGUUGCAAUGGAAUCUUUGGAAAGGAGUUAAACAUGGUUUCAUCUGUUUCUAUAUAUUUCAUUAAUUCCAUCCCAGCCAUUACAAUGAGCCCAUCCUCCUAUAGCUCCUCCCACCAGCCUCCUCUGGUGUGUACAUAGUUUGUGUACACAGACCUAAUAAAAUUACCACUUACCCAGAUUGUUCUUGAA